Messenger RNA from Magallana angulata, 3074 nucleotides. Its product is annotated as guanylate cyclase beta-like. NCBI's taxonomy places the organism in Eukaryota, Metazoa, Mollusca, Bivalvia, Ostreida, Ostreidae. The record is from RefSeq and is a predicted model, not a curated record. Gene Ontology annotation, biological process: intracellular signal transduction; cGMP biosynthetic process; receptor guanylyl cyclase signaling pathway. Bases 48 to 2213 code for a protein of 721 amino acids. Gene Ontology annotation, molecular function: peptide receptor activity; guanylate cyclase activity. The transcript has 8 exons.
AGGACAUCGAAUCAUAUAGAGGAAACAAUCGAAGUACUUGAGGAAAAAUGGAUAAGUCAUCUUCAAGUUUGAGUUCUUUAGCCAUCACAAACCUUGCGCUGAAUGGGAAAGGCACCAUUUGUAACACUGUGCCGGUCAGUAACCGGGGUAAGAGGGUACAGAUGGUUAAGAUGCUCUGCCUGACAGUUCUGCCUAUACUGGCUCUUUGGAGCUAUUGUGUCUACCAGCUUACCGACAUCGUGGCUACCAAAACAGACAAUGCAAAGGUUCGCGAGUCCUUAGAAUUCAGCAUUGAAGUAGGACGGCUGAUUCAUCAUUUGCAAAAGGAACGUGAUCUCAGUAUAUUGUAUCUGAGUGCUCUUGGACCCGAUACCAAAACUUUUCUCAUCAAGGAGUACCAAAUUACAGACGAGUCCAUUGAAAGCAUUGCCAAAUGGCCCGGAAACUUGGAUAUAUUCAAUCGCGAUGCAUUCCGGUCCAAGAGCAAGAUGCUUCAACACUUAGGUCAACACCGACAACAGUUAAACCAAAUGUCCUCGAAUAUCAACAAAGAAAUGACGUUCUACACAUCUAUUAUUGACAUCAUCAUUUUCUGGGGCUACAAAUCCAUUGUUGAGUCUAAAUUUGCAGUGGUAUGGAAAUCGCUCGUUGGUUUUCAGAAAAUUACAGCUGCCAAAGAAGAUUUGGGUUUGGAGAGAGCACUUGGAACCAUGUUUUAUGCUCGCGGUGGGUUUGAAACUCAUCUGCAAUUUGAGCAAUACAACAUGAAAAUAUUUGGUUUUCAAUCUAACUAUAAAACAGCUCGUCUGUACUCUCCAGACGUUGACUACAUUGGAUCUUACGGCCUCGUCUCCUACGGUAGAAACGUCAGCAUUGUCUUAAAUAAUUAUCGUUCCUACAUCCAAGACCACGGAGAAGAGGAACAAAAACAAUCCAAAAUCGACAUGAGGAGUGCCCGGUGGUUUUACGAUAAUACAUCUCUAUAUCUGGACACUCUGCUCAGUCUACAGACUUCUCUUGGCAACAUUUGUCUUCAGAAGGUAGACAAGAUACUGCAAGACUCUAAUCGAGACCUCAUUAUAAGCUCCUGUGUCUUGGUCUUUGUUUUGAUAUCGUGUUCUUUGGUCAUCCUCAGUACUGAAAGUUUAACCAGCAACAUACAGAAAUACGCCGUGAUUCUAGUUGACAAAACGAAGGAAUUGAACUUUGAGAAAAAGAGGACAGACUCCUUGUUAUAUCAGAUGGUACCAAAAGAAGUAGCGGACAAGUUAAAGAAGAAGGAAGGAAUCGAGGCGGAGUUUUUCAAAUCAGUAACUGUUCUAUUUUCUGACAUUCACGGCUUUUCCCUUCUGUCAAUAACCUUACAGCCUUUGGAAAUUGUCCAGCUUCUGAACGCUCUCUAUGGCGCCAUCGACAUUCUCCUUGACAACAGGGACUUGUACAAAGUGGAGACAAUCAAUGACUCUUACAUGGUGGUUUCAGGUUUGCCACAUCGCAACAACAAUAAACACGUGAUUGAGAUAGCUGAAUUUGCUCUGUCUGUUCAAAGAAUGAUGAGGGAGCAUGCAUUCUCCAAUAGAGAAAAGGGCACUAUUCAACUCAGGAUCGGAAUAAAUACGGGUCCAUGUAUGGCGGGAAUAGUGGGCUCCACAUUGCCCCGCUAUUGCUUGUUCGGUGACACUGUCAAUACCGCGUCAAGGAUGAAGUCUCACAGCCAGCCUAGUAAGAUACAUAUCAGUCAUACAUCCUACGUACUUCUAUCCAAGACCGGCAACUAUGUAAUGAAGAAGCGUGGAACCAUUGAUAUUAAGGGUAAAGGUGAGAUGGUGACCUACUGGUUGGUUCAGUCCAUGUCCAGCAGUGGAAGUCUGGCCGAGAGCCCGGUAUCGGACAGCAGUGCCAAUGAUGACCUGCCCGGAGAGAUUACCCACAAUAGAUAUGCCCUGGGGGCUCUGAGCUACAACCCUCUGCCUGGGAGAAAGACAAAAAAGGACGAGAAGGUCACGGCAAGAGUACCACCUAGCGGCGUAACGAAGGUUGCUGAAAAGAAACACACCAUUGGCAAACAGAAAGCUAGGCAGUUAGAAGAAGAAAAUGAGAGUGAUGAAAAUGGAGAGGGUCAAAAGGCUACUCCUCUUCAAAAGGAAGAGAGAGACAAAAUGAUCAUGCCUGUUGACCUUCAAGAAUCGCAGGCCGACCUUCACACGCAGUGACAAGGUCAUUUCACCUGCAGCUGUACCAGCCGACAGUUUUACUGUUACAUGAGUACAAAAAGUACAGUUUUCGGGAUGUUGUUUAUUUAACCAGUAUUCUUCAAGAUUAACAAGAACAUGUUUAAUAUCUUAUUAGAACCGUUUUAACAAGAGUUUGGACUUUGGGCAGUCCGUAUCAAACUCAAACUUGAUGGAGACGGAUGAUCUUAUGAUUAACUGCCCAGUCAUUGGCUGAUAGAUUUAAGGGCAUUAAACACAACGGCACCUGUCCGACUUCAUCCACCAGGGUUGUAUUUUUCAGUUUAAACAGCAUCAAUUUUACUCAAAAAAUUAAUAUGAUUUCGACAGCCUAUGAAAUAUUGUUAGCUUCUUUCAGUGAAUCAAAAAGAAGGUACUCAACAUUAAAUUUUCAACAUUUUCACAAUUGAAUAUUUACAUAGAAACUGAUAUGAUGUUUUGGACCAUACAUUACAAAAUCGAUUGGUAGUGUAUUCAUAGACAAAGACACUGGAAAUGUAAAUAUAUUGUAAUGAAUAUUGAGAUGUCGGCGUACUUUGAGUGCAGGUGCCGGUGAUUCAGAGACCACAACCAAUUUAAUACGAUUAAUACUAAAACGAUAUAAUGUGCAAUUUGAUAAAAUUAUUGUUUGUGAUUAAAUAGUAUUGAUCAAUUAUUGAGCAAUACAAUUCAUUAAACUUACUGAAACUAAGAAAUAUGAAUUUGGCCAGGUCAUUGUCAUUGAUCAAAUUGAUAUUUCCACACCGGAAGAAAUGCUGUUUGUAAAUAUAAGAUAUAUCUUUUUGCAUUUUUAUGUCAUUGUGCAACUCGCCUGUAUAUGUUAAAAUAAAAUGUCGUACAGCA